This is a messenger RNA of Saimiri boliviensis boliviensis (Bolivian squirrel monkey), 2175 nucleotides long. It is a transcript of the gene RHBDD1, whose product is annotated as rhomboid domain containing 1. Gene Ontology annotation, cellular component: membrane; endoplasmic reticulum. Gene Ontology annotation, molecular function: serine-type endopeptidase activity. Lineage: Eukaryota; Metazoa; Chordata; Mammalia; Primates; Cebidae. Gene Ontology annotation, biological process: cellular response to unfolded protein; negative regulation of apoptotic process. The record is from RefSeq and is a predicted model, not a curated record.
CGUCGGCGUGGUCCCGCUCCCGUCGUCGGUUCUGCGCGGCGUCUCUCGCCGUUCCCCGGGGCUGCGGCCGCCGGCGGCCGGGCGGGGGCUGCUGGGCGGAGGUCGGCGCCUCCCGGGGAGCCAGGGCGAGGGAGGCGUUGCGGGGAUGGAGGUUCAGCUGUCUGUCUAUCUCUCCGGAUACCUAAAACCUGACCACCUGACCACGUUUUCCCAUUGCUGAGCUAUUUCCCUGAUAUCUGGCCAUGCAGCGGAGAUCAAGAGGGAUAAAUACCGGACUUAUUCUGCUCCUUUCUCAAAUCUUCCAUGUUGGGAUCAAUAACAUUCCACCUGUCACCCUAGCAACUUUGGCCCUCAACAUCUGGUUCUUCUUGAAUCCUCUGAAGUCACUGUAUAGCUCCUGCCUUAGCGUGGAGAGGUGUUACCAGCAAAAUGACUGGCAGCGAUUACUGCUGUCUCCCGUUCACCAUGCUGAUGAUUGGCAUUUAUAUUUCAAUAUGGCAUCCAUGCUCUGGAAAGGAAUACAUCUAGAAAAAAGAUUGGGAAGUAGAUGGUUUGCCUGUGUUAUCACCACAUUUUCCGUACUUACUGGAGUGGUAUACCUGCUCUUGCAAUUUGCUGUUGCUGAAUUUAUGGAUGAACCUGACUUCAAAAGGAGCUGUGCUGUAGGUUUCUCAGGAGUUUUGUUUGCUUUGAAAGUUCUUAACAACCAUUAUUGCCCUGGAGGCUUUGUCAACGUUUUGGGCUUUCCCGUACCGAACAGAUUUGCUUGUUGGGUCGAACUUGUGGCUAUUCAUUUAUGCUCACCAGGGACUUCCUUCGCCGGGCAUCUGGCUGGAAUUCUUGUUGGACUAAUGUACACUCAGGGGCCUCUGAAGAAAAUCAUGGAAGCAUGUGCAGGCAUUUUUUCCUCCAAUGCUGGUUACCCAGGACAGCAAUACUACUUUAAUAGUUCAGGCAGCUCUGGAUAUCAGGAUUAUUAUCCGUAUGGCAGCCCAGGUCACUCUGAAGAAGCACCCAGGAACUAUGACGCAUACACAGCAGGACUGAGUGAAGAAGAACAGCUUGAGAGAGCAUUACGAGCCAGCCUCUGGGACCGAGGAAAUACCAGAAAUAGCCCACCACCCUAUGGGUUUCGUCUCUCAGCAGAAGAAAUGAGAAGACAGCGGCUUCACAGAUUCGAUGGCCAGUGAGGUGGCAUCUUGGGAAGAUGUGUUUUUUUCAUGUAAUUAUUGUCCAUUUGGUUCAUUCUGCAAGCCCCUUAUUCAUUUUAAACAAAAGCAGAGUGUACCGGUAUUGCCGUGGAUGGCUCACGUCUGCCUGGGACUGGUCCUUCCAUGACCCCUCUGAUUCAGCUCACAUUUUGAUGGGCGUGGGCUCAUACAGGUCACUUCCUCCACGAAGGGACCAGUUUCCACACUCCCCUCUCUCACCACUGAGUCAGCAAUGCCUCUGCCUCUCUCUGCCUUUGAAAACUGCCACCUUCACCGGGAGAUUUUACUCUGACCAGGCAGGAAGAUGAGUUUCUCAUCCUGCCUGGAGUGCCCUGUGUUUGACUUGGCAGUGGGUGCAGAGCCCUCUCCCCAUCCUCCCAGCACGUCACCACUGCGGCUGUCCAGGAACAGGAUGUGGCUGCCUUGGCCACGUGUGGUCCUACUCUCUCCCACCACAGUGCCUCAGCUCCUCAACUCCUCCGGCCCCUGCAUCUGACUGCUGUUUGCAGGGCCUUUGCUUUGCUCUGGUAUUGCUCUGCCUUUAUAGAAAGUCUUAUGGAAGAAGUAUAAGAGAGACCUCAGGUGGGAAGACCCCUACACACACCAUGAGUAUCACAUGACACCAGCAGUGUAGGUUCCCAGCCACCCGCCGGUGGCAGCUUGUGUGCCCAGGAGACAGGACUUGUCAUUUGUGAAUCAGCAAAGUAGCAGCAGAUGCCACAUACAGAGUAGAGUGAAGGCAUUCGGUGGACCGGUCACUAGAGAGCUGUCUUGCAGAAAGUACGUUUUUCCUCAUCAAAGUGCCUCUUAAUUGGCCACUGUGCCAGCCACUUGUCCUAGCCAAAUGUCCAAAACACGCCCUUGGGCCCCACAGUGUUAAAAUCCACAGAUUGUCUGUCUGAGUCAUUCGAGUUUUUUCCUGGUGCUUGUAUUCCGCGAAUAAAAGGGCAAAGUCAAAAGAUCA